AUGGAAAGAUUCACAGUACGAGAGUGGGUUGAACUUAUUUCAAACCCUAUUACUUUCGGAAUUCAAGAUCAACGAAUCAUUAAUCAUAAAGAUUUGCCUGUGGUGAGAGAUGAAGUUUCAAUAACAUUGAGGCUGAAACUUCAAAGUCAUACUUCAAGCUGGGCUACUAUUUUUCAUAAAGGUACAGCAGAUUUAAUUCGUACUCCUGGACUCUGGUUGACAGGAAACAAAUCAAAAUUACAUGCUCGCUUCACGGGCAACUGGGAUAAUAAUGCAGGAAUUAUGGAACUCGGUGAUGGGCUUUCGUUACAAAAAUGGUAUCAUAUAGCUUACACACUUUCUGACUCGGAAAAAAGGUUAGAUGUCUAUGUAGAUGGUGAAUGGCUCGGAUUUUACAGUAUUCAAGAUGUUAAAAAGCAAAAGGUUAUCUUUAAUGAUGGACCACUUCAUAUUGGUCGAGGCUUCUCUUGGGGUGGAUUUAAUGGUGAAAUUAGAAAUGUUCGUUAUUUCAAUUGGCGUUUAUCGGCUGGGGAAGUGAAAGAAGAUUUUAUUAAAAAACCGAUCGUAUAUGGGUCAAAGAUUGCACUUGUUCAUGUGCCUACAGGAAAAUAUUUAUCUACUAAAGGAGUUAAAUAUGACUUGGGACCGAAUAAUAAGCAAGAUAUGGUUAUUUGCAGUGGCCGGGAGAUAGAUCUGAUAAAUGACGUUUGGACAAUUGUUGGGGCUCAUGAUGAAAGUGUAAAUACAGGAAACUCCGUUAUUUGCAGUGGUCGAGAGAUGGAUUUGAUAAAUGAUGUUUGGACAAUUAUUGGAACUAAUGAUGAAAGUGUAAAUACAGGAAAUUCUGUAUCCUUUAAUACAGUAAUUGGAUUAAAGCAUCAAGCGACGGAAAUAUGUUUACAUUCUCAUAGUACGAGUUAUGGAGUCACACCCAAAUCCAAAUAUCAGCAAGUGACACUCAAUUCGGGUAGAAAUGUUAACGAUGAUUGGCAAAUUAGGCGUUUUGGUCUUGACGCUUCCUAUAGUCGUUUGAUGAAUGAAGACGUUAUUAGUCUUUUUCAUAUUAAUACUGGUAAACCAGCACUUUACAGUCAUCCCGUUCUAUUGGAUGAUGGAAGUCAAGAAGUUUGCUGCCAUGGAAAUGGAAGUGAUGAGAAUAAUAAG
This is a messenger RNA of Dentiscutata erythropus, 1164 nucleotides long. Lineage: Eukaryota; Fungi; Glomeromycota; Glomeromycetes; Diversisporales; Gigasporaceae. The record is from the annotation of a GenBank genome assembly.